Messenger RNA from Notolabrus celidotus (New Zealand spotty), 10220 nucleotides. RefSeq names its product laminin, alpha 5 (gene lama5). Gene Ontology annotation, molecular function: signaling receptor binding. The record is from RefSeq and is a predicted model, not a curated record. Gene Ontology annotation, biological process: regulation of cell migration; regulation of embryonic development; cell adhesion. The coding region runs from base 219 to 9734 and encodes 3171 amino acids. NCBI's taxonomy places the organism in Eukaryota, Metazoa, Chordata, Actinopteri, Labriformes, Labridae. The transcript has 65 exons.
GAGAUCCAGAUUGAGUUGGAGCCUGUUUGAGCGACGCACAGAGAGAAACGUCGACGCACGGCUCUCCAGGACUCCACACUCUUCCCUCUCCAGUCUGAUCCACUUUGAGCUCCAGAUGCUUCCUCUCUCCAGGAGUUAACAGCUCAACUGUCCCGAUCCUUACACUCCUUCCUCCCUCAGACUCUUCCUCUGCCCCCGGAUCGAGAGAACAGGUGGAGAUGAUGGUGGCGAGCGGACCGGCUCUGCGCUCCAGGACGCGGACUGUGUCUCCGCUGCUGUGGGCGCUGUUAGCGACCUGCUGCGGCUUCAUGUCGGCGCAGGAGCUGCCUGUCCACGGGCUGAACGGAUACAGCCUCCACCCUCCUUACUUCAACCUGGCAGAGGGGACCAAGAUCACAGCCACGGCCACCUGCGGGGAGGACGACAGCGGCAGGAGCCAGCAGGACCUGUACUGCAAGCUGGUCGGAGGCCCGGUGUCCGGAGACCCGAGCCAGACCAUCCAGGGUCAGUACUGUGACACCUGCAGACAAGGCGAAAGCGACCGAGCUCACCCCAUCACCAACGCCAUCGACGGGACGGAGAGAUGGUGGCAGAGCCCGCCUCUCUCCCGCAGCACCGAGUACAACGAGGUGAACGUGACGCUGGACCUCGGACAGCUCUUCCACGUGGCCUACGUCUUGAUCAAGUUUGCAAACUCUCCUCGUCCUGAUCUUUGGGUUCUGGAGAGAUCCACCGACUUCGGGCAGACUUACCAGCCGUGGCAGUUCUUCGCCUCCUCUAAGAGAGACUGCAUCGAGCGUUUUGGACAGCAGACCAUCGAGAGGAUCACCAACGACGAUGACGUCAUCUGCACCACCGAGUACUCACGGAUCGUCCCUCUGGAGAACGGAGAGAUCGUGGUGUCCUUGGUGAACGGUCGUCCCGGAGCGUUGAACUUCUCCUACUCACCGGUCCUCAGAGAUUUCACCAAGGCCACAAAUAUCAAGCUCCGCUUCCUGAGAACCAACACGCUGCUGGGACACCUGAUGGGCAAGGCGCUGCGUGACCCCACGGUUACCCGCAGGUAUUACUACAGUAUCAAAGACAUCAGUAUCGGAGGACGCUGUGUGUGCAACGGACACGCUGAGGCCUGCAACGCCGAGGACCCCAACGACCCCUACAAACCUCGUAAGGAUCAUUACAUCCCCGAUCUCCACGGUCUGAAGUUUGAGAUCGAGGAGGGAACCACUCUGGACGGUCGGCCGGUUCGAUUCGGCUACAGUCCGCUGGAGUUCCCAGGAUUCAGCUGGAGGGGUUACGCUCAGAUGUCUCCCAUCCAGUCCAAAGUGUUGGUGUCGGUGUCGGUGAGCUCUCCAGACCUCUUCCACGUGGUGCUGCGAUACGCCAACUGGGGGGGUUCGGAUGUUCUGGGCCGGGUGUCGGUGAUAGAGGACGGCUGGAACUACUACUGUGGUAACUGCUCAGAGCAGUCCAAGCAGAUCGUCUUCUCUCCCAGCGUGGAGCCCACUUUCGUCAACGUCCCCCAGAACAACUUCGUGGAGCCGUUUGUCCUGAACCCGGGAACCUGGACCGUGGUCAUAGAGGCCGAGGGAAUCCUGCUGGAUUACCUGGUUCUGCUGCCCAGUGCGUACUACGAAGCUCCCAUCCUGCAGAUCAGAGUGACUGAACCCUGCAGCUACAGCUCCGUGGACGAUCCCAACCAGAACUGUCUGCUGUACAGGUAUCUCUCUUUGGACUCCUUCCCCUCCAUCUCUGGAAACGACGCCACCUGUGUCCACGACAACCACCUCCCUCGCCCCUGCCCGUCUGAGAAGGUCACCCCGCGCCACCCCGAAAUGGCCGUCUGUAGCGGGCACGAUAUCAGCAUCGAGCUUCGAGGUCGCCUCUCGUCUCCGGGUGAAUACGUCCUGGUCGUGGAGUAUUCCAGCGAGGAGGAAAUACCACAAACUCUGACUGUGGCUGUGAACACGCCGGGAUCCAGAGCGCACCAGCACAGCAUCACCCUGCUGCACUGCAAAUACAGCUUCCUGUGCCGAGUCGUAGCCAUCGACGAUCAGAACAGAGUGGCCGUCCUCUCGCUCCCCGCUGACCCAGAGAUCCAGCUCAUCUCCGACCGCGCCAGCUUCUUCCUGCACAAAGUGUACCUGGUGCCCAAAGACCAGUUCAGCAUGGAGUAUGUUGAACCCAAAGUCCACUGCAUCAGCACUCACGGACAGUUUGCACCUGACAGUUCCUCCUGCGUCCCCUCACGCUUCCAGACCCCGUCAGACUCUCUGGUCCUGAAGGAGGGUCAGGGCUCCUCCAUGCAGGAGCCCAUCCUGGCCUCCCCUGCAGCCGCUCCUCCUCUGCCGCUCUAUCAGAGCGACGAGGCGCCCUGGUCAGGAGGAGAUAGACCGCCACACGGAGCGGAUAACGGCGACCACGUCAGGCUGGACUCAGUUCAGAAUGCAGCGGUGUACUCCACUCGUGUCCACGCUCUCGGGCGUUACGUCUUCAUCCUCCACUACCACCAGCCUCACCACCCCACCUAUCCCGUGCAGGUCUACAUCAACGGGGGACGAAUCUGGCAAGGCAACGCCAACGCCUCCUUCUGUCCUCACGCGUACGGCUGUCGUAACGUCCUGAUCUCUGAGAACCAGAUCAUCCUGGACGUGACGGACCACGAGGUCUUCCUCACCGUGCAGAUUCCUGCUGGGAGGACGCUGUGGCUGGAUUACGUGCUGGUCGUUCCCGAGGCGAGCUACAGCUCCAGCUACCUGAACGAGGAACCUCUGGAUAAAUCUUACGACUUCAUCAGCAACUGCGGCCAAAACAGCUUCUUCAUCAAUCCAUCCACCGCCUCUCCGUUCUGCCUCGGCUCGGCCGUUUCUCUGUCGGCGUACUUCAACAACGGGGCGAUGCCGUGCGCCUGCCAUGAGGUCGGAGCUGAGAGCGACACAUGCGAGCCUUUCGGCGGUCAGUGCCACUGCAGGCCCAACGUGAUCGGACGAGACUGCUCCAUGUGUGCAACGGGAUACUGGGGAUUCCCCAACUGCAGACCCUGUAACUGCGGUACGAGGUUAUGUGAACCCGUCACCGGUUACUGUAUCUGCCCUCCGAGGACCGUCCGUCCAGAGUGCACGGAGUGUGAGCCGCAGACGUUUGGCUGCCACCCGGUGGUGGGCUGUGAGGUCUGCAACUGCUCCCGACCUGGCGUCGUCACCCCAGAUACAAGCUGCGAUACGGAAAGCGGACAGUGCAGAUGUAAGAACAACGUGGUCGGCCGUCAGUGUGACCGCUGCGCUCCCGGGUUUUACGGUUACCCCAACUGCCGGCUGUGUGACUGCAACGAGGCGGGAACAGAGGAGGAAGUGUGUGACUCCUUCACGGGACAGUGUCUCUGCAAGGAGAACGUUCAGGGUUCUCGCUGCGACCAGUGCAGAGUCGGUACGUUCCACUUGGACCCGACUAACCCAAAAGGAUGCACCAGCUGCUUCUGCUUCGGAGCCACAGACCGCUGCCGCAGCUCUGAAAAGAGACGCACUGAGAUCAUGAACAUGGAGGGCUGGGUUCUCCUCGGAGCAGACAAACAGGAAGUCCCCGUCGUUGUGUAUCCUGGUCAGGACCUCGUUGAAGCCGACCUCAGCGAUGUGCCGGACGUCUACCAGGACCUGCACUGGCACGCUCCGAAGACUUACCUGGGAGACAAGGUCUCAUCCUAUGGGGGUUACCUGAGGUAUCGUCUCCACACCCAGACCAUGAGAGGAGACGUGCUGUCUCUGCCAGCAGAAGCCUCCAGGCCUGAUAUCAUUCUCAAGGGUAACCAGAUGACCCUGGUGUUCAUGGAGAGAGAGUACUCCUCACCUGAGGAGCCUCACCUGGGGAUAGUUCACAUGGUUGAGGGAAGUUUCCGUCACGCUCAGACCGGUAACUCUGUGUCCCGUGAGGAGCUAAUGAUGGUUCUGGUGGGUCUGGAGUCCCUGCAAAUCCGGGCCCUUCACUCCCAGUCCGCUCACUCUGUGUCGGUCCGGGGCGCUGUGCUGGAGGGGGCCGAGAACCUGCCCUCUGGACGCCACGCCAACAACGUGGAGAUCUGCAUGUGUCCCGCUAACUACCUGGGCGACUCGUGUCAGGAAUGUGCUCCGGGUUACUACAGAGACACUAUCGGCCUGUUCCUGGGUAAAUGUGUCCCCUGUAACUGUCACGGACACUCAGACCGCUGCCUGGACGGAUCAGGAAUCUGUCUGGACUGCCAACACAACACAGCAGGGGAUCACUGUGAGAAGUGUCAGGGAGGAUUCCUCGGGAACAACACGCUGGACGGGCAGGCGGUGUCCUGCUCCAGUUGUCCCUGUCCUCUGAGGACUCCAUCCAACAAUUUUGCAGAGGGUUGUGUGCAGAAAACAGACCGGAUGCAGUGUCUGUGUAUGCCCGGUUACGCUGGACCACACUGUGAAAGGUGUGCCCCCGGAUACUACGGCAACCCCAUGGUCCUGGGCAGCAGGUGCCAGCUGUGUCACUGUCACGGUAACACCGACCCCAACAUGCUGUUCACCGACUGUCACCCGCUGACCGGAGAGUGCCUGAGCUGCAUGCACGACACGACCGGGCCUCACUGUGAUAUCUGCGCUGCUGGUUACUACGGCGACGCCAUCAACGCCAAGAACUGCACCAAAUGCAGCUGUUCUCCAUGUGGCUCUGAGUCAUGUGACCCUCACACCGGACAGUGUCUCUGCAAACCAGGAGUCACAGGACCGCUGUGUGACCGCUGUGUGGACGGCUCGUUCGGCUUUGACUCGUGCUCCGGCUGUCGUGAGUGCGACUGUGAGGCCUCGGCGGCUCUCGUGCAGCCGUGUGACCCUCAGAGCGGUCAGUGCGCCUGUCAGCCUGGAGUCAACGGGCCGAGCUGCAGACAGUGCGCUCCUGGACACUGGAACUACGGACCCGACGGGUGCAGGAAGUGCGACUGCAGAGGUCACUGUGACCCCCGCUCAGGAGAGUGUCACUGUCCUGACGGCAUGACGGGGAAACAGUGCGACAGCUGCUCCCAGAAACACAGCGUACCUGUAGAGGAGCACCACGGCAUGCACUGUGAACCCUGUGACAGCUGCGUCAUCGUCCUGCUGGAGGAUCUGGACAAGAUGGAGGAGAACUUCCGCUCCGUCGCCGGUCAGCUGAGCAAUCUGAACGCCAGCUCCAUGGCCUGGGCUCAGCUGAGCAACGUCAACAAGUCUAUGGAGGACAUCUCUCGAGCGAUGCAGAACUACAACAGCACUCUGGAUGACAGCCGGAGUCGGGCCGACAUGCUGGAGGCUGAAAUCGCGAAUAACAACGAUGACAUCAACGAACUGCAGGACAAGGUUGCUGUGAUGACCGACAGAGUUAGUGACAUACGGGAGAGUACCUCAAACACACACCAGAGGGCAGAAGACCUGCUGUCCUUCAUCAACAACAUGACCAUGGAUAUAAACGACAUCUUAAUGAUGGCGAACCGCUCCUCCUCGAACAACACGGAGGCAGAUCUGGAGGACGAGGAGAGGGAGAGGAAGAUGAGGGAAGUGGAGGCCAUGCUGAGAGAGAUGAGGUACAGGAGCUGCGUGGGACAGAAGAAGGUGGCGGAGAAAGAGAGGACGGAGGCCGGGAAGUUGUUGGAUCGGGUUAACAAGGAGCUCGCUAAUCGUCAGGGAGACAACGUGGAUUUGGCCAAAACCAUCAGAGACCGCCUCGCUCGCUUCAACUCUGAGAUGAUGGACCUGCGAGACGCCCUGAACGAAGCCGUGAACAACACCGCCAGAGCCGCCGAGAUCAACAACGCCAACGAGAAGACGCUGGAGGACAACACGAAGAGACUGGAGGACCUGAUGUCCAAGCAGAAGGAGGUGUACGACCAGCUGAACAUGGCGGAGGACGAUGUCGCUCAGGUCAACGACAUGCUGUCCACGCUGCACGACUCCAAAGAGGAGUCCGAGCGGCUGGCGGCUCAGCUGGACGGUGCUAGGGUCCCGCUUGCAAAGAAAGUGCAGGACUUCGCCUGGACCGACUCUAAACUUCCGCUGGUGGAGAGAGCAGAGAAACACGCAGAGAUGCUCAACACCUUAGCCAUGAACCUGUCCAGUUUGAUUGAAGAAACCAAGAAGGAAGGAUUUGUGGAUGUGACACAAGCUUACAACAAGAUCAUCAACAGCAUCAAGGAGGCAGAGGAGGCCGCCAACAUAGCCGCCAAGGCUGCAAACGAAACUAUGGAGAAUAUCAAGGACCGGGAUCUCGGUCAGGUCGCCGACUCUCUGAAGAACCACAGCGUGGAGCUGAAGGAGGAAGUGGAGAAGCUGAGCGAUGAGCUCAACAACGAUCUGAAGCCGCAGCUUGAGGAUGCUCAGAGGCGACUGGACGAGGCUAAAACCAAACAGGCUGACGUGAUGAAGGACCUGGAGAUGGUUCAGAACAACCUCAACUUCACUUCAAAUGUGAGUCAGGUGAUCGCGGACGCAAAGCAAGCUGCGGAUGAUGCAAACACCACGGCGACGCAAGUCAACGAUGCCCUGCGUCCAAUCAAAGAGCAGCUUGACAAAUGGCAGCAGACCUACGGAGACGCCAACACCACCAACGAUGACAUCAACAACGCCCUGAUGGAGGCCAACAAGACCGUGCAAGCUCUUGGUGAUACUAUCCCCAUGCUCAUGAAGAAGCUGGACAAACUGCAGAACCACUCGGCUCAGAUGCCGAACAUCUCAGAGAACAUCAACCGCAUCAGACAGCUCAUACAGCAGGCGCGCAACGCUGCCAGCAAGGUGGGCGUGCCGCUGAAGUUUAACGGGAAGUCGGGCGUUCAGGUCCGUACUCCUCGUAACCUGGCCGACCUCGCCUCCUACACCUCCCUGAAGCUCUACAUCACGCUGCCUGAGGCUACACGAGGCAGACGGCAGGACGCCAGCACCCAGCAGUUUGUCUUCUACCUCGGGAACAAGGAUUCCAGUAAAGAGUUCCUGGGCCUGGCUUUGGUUGGGAAGAGGCUCCGCUGGUUCUUCAACGUCGGAGGAGGAACCGCUGAGGUGACGAUGAACGAAGACGUCAAGUCGAACGGAAACUUCAACAGCAUCGUGCUGGAAAGGAUCCUCCAGUUCGGUCAGAUGUCCAUGUCUUCAGAGGCCUCUGAGGGGGAUCAGAGAGUCACUAAAGCGUAUGUGGAGGCCAGCGGAGAUCAGGGCCUGCUCAACCUUUUGACCGACGACACCGUCUUCUACGUGGGAGGAUACCCGAGUUCUUUCAAACCACCUACCCCGCUCGCUCUGCCGAACUUUAAGGGCUGCAUCGAGCUCGAUACACUGAACGAGGAAGUGCUCAGUCUGUAUAACUUUGAACACACGUUCCAGCUCAACACCACGGAGGAGAAACCCUGUGGCAGGUCCAAGCCGACGCUGACUCAGGCCUGGGUGGAUGACGCAGCAUACUUUGAUGGUACCGGCUUCGCUGAGAUCAAGUUUACAGACGAAUCGACCCGUAUGCAGCGCUUCGAACAGGAAGUGAAACUACUCUCACACAAUGGAAUCCUGCUGCUGCUGCAGAAUGGGGAUCAGUUCCUGUGUCUGGCUGUGCUUCAGGGCAGACUCAAGGUGUUCUAUGAUUUCACUGGGAAGCUGAUGGAGCUCGAGCCCAAAGAGCCUUCAUCUGACAUCCUGAGGAUCAGCGACGCCGACCCUAAAGCUCUGGAGAUCAUCAUCCUGCGGUCAAGCCAGAAGCGUAUUGUGGUGAGAAACAACCGCAUCAGCCUGUACACCCACCAGUUCACAGAGGAGAUCCCCCCGUUCAGUGGAAUGUACUUCCUGGGAGGAGUCCCGGAGGACAAGAUGCCAGAGAAGUUGAAGUCUAUGUUCUCUAAGCAGGCCUCUUUGAAGGGUUGUUUCAGAAACGUGAAGGCCCAAAACUCUCACAUCGACCUGAAGAGGAUGGCGAGCUCUGGAGUCAGUUUCGGCUGUGACAGCGACCUCCUGGUGGCUCGUGAGGGUCAUUUCUCGGGUCAGAGCUACCUGGACUUUGCUCUGACAAACAUCCCCAGCCUCAGGGACAACUUCUACGCCAGCUUCAGCUUCAGGACGGAGCAGAAGGAGGGACUCAUGUUCUACCAUCAGGACCAGGAUGGAGCGUGUCGGGUGUUUUUGAACGAAGGCUACGUCGUCGUGAGAGCGGGCAACAGUGAGAUCAAGACGCAGAAGACGUACAACGACGACAACAGCCACUACGUCUCAAUCUACAACAACAACAACGGGAUGCGUCUGUACGUGGACGACGUGCUGGAGAAGGGGAAGGAGGGAAUCCGGAUAGACAGCCGUGGUCGAGGUGGGACGACGUCAAUGGUUGGAACCUUCCUUGGAGGAAUGCCCAACCACGGGCUCACAAAUCUCACCGGAUGCAUCAGCAACGUUUUCAUCAAGCGGGAAACGAGUCCUCAGAUGGUUUUGAACCUCAUGAAGGCGAAGGAAAACGUCAACGUUCCCAUGGACUGUCCUGCUGCCAAAACACCCCAGCAGAUUGUCUCUGCUCAGCCCAAACACAGCAACAAACCCAAGGGAAAGCACAAGAAGCCGUCGGGGUCUCGCAGCCGGAACACCAGGGACUCCUGUCAGGGGGGGCCGUCGGAUCAGGAGGCCGGAGCGACGCACUUCAGCGGCUCCACGCACAGCUACCAGAGAUACGACUCUCUGCCCGGCUCUCUGAGCUCUCUACCUCACAUCUCCAUGUCUCUGAGGAUCAACUCCUCUGACGGUUUGGUGCUCCACGCAGCCAGCGAGCAGCGCGGCGGAGCUCUGAUGUCGCUCAGCGUGUCAGAGGGUCACCUGCUGCUGCUGCUGGACGGAGGGAAGAGGAAGGUCAGCCUGCGCAGCCGCAAGAAGUACAACGACGACCAGUGGCACACGGUGUUCAUAAAGCGUGAAGGAGAGAAGAUCAGCCUGAUUGUGGACGGUAUCAGCGCUCAAUCUAAGAGGAUCCCCGGAGGAGAGAAGACCCGUCUCACCGGGCCUCUCUAUAUUGGAGGAGUGCCUCCAUCACUGACGGCUCCAGGCUCCGGUGGUUUCGUCGGUUGUGUCAAAGACCUGACCCUGAACCAAGCCCCUGCAGGAAACCCUGUUCACAGCCAGGGGACGGUUCCCUGCUUCCAGAACCCUCUGCAGCCCGGAGCGUACUUCUCCGGCCAAGGAGGUCACCUCACUAUAGAUGAGUCUUUGGUUCUGGGUCGGGAUCUGGAAAUCCAGCUGGAGGUUCGGCCCGUGUCGGACUCUGGGCUGCUGUUGCAUGCUGGGAUAUCACCUGAGCAACACCUGAGUGUGGUUCUCAAUCAGGGAGAGGUGACUGUUUCAGUAAAUACCGGUAAAGGGGAUUUCUCUACCUCGUUCACUCCUCAAGAACCUCUUUGUAACGGACACUGGCACACCAUCACAGUUGUGAAGAAGAAUAACGUCCUGCAGCUGCACGUCGACGCAGCGAGCGAGCACAGCGUCGGGCCCAAACAGAGCCGCUCCUCGGGGGCCAAGGAGACCGUUUACCUCGGAGGAGUGCCAGAUGGCGUCUCAGUACCUGGUCUACCUGCCGCCCUCCCCGCCUUCCACGGCUGCAUCCGCACAGCGAGCAUCAACCACAGACCUGCCAUGUUGUCCAAACCGCUGUCUGUGCACGGAGCCGUGGGAACGCAGGGCUGCCCCCACAUUGACUGCACACAGAGAUGCACUGAAACAACAGAGAAUCAUACAGGGGGGUAUUAGAGUGUAGUAUAUUGUAAAUAAAGCCAACACAUCUGGAUCCUUUCCAUGCUUUUGUUUAAGAUAUAAAAAUCAUCCUUUCCUCCAGAGAUGAUCUGAAAUGAUGUAUUGAUCUGAUGAUGGUGCAUCUCUAGCAGAGAAUACUGAGAUUACCUACUGAGUCGGUACACUGUGAACACUGUGAGCUAAACGUCCUCAGGCAGCACAGAUGGGAAAUGUUUCCUGUAACGAGGACGAGGGCCGGACUUCUGGGAGUUAUCAGAGUUAAUUCAGUCUCAGACGCACAGAGAAAGCAUUAACAUUAUUCAACGUCCAACAGUGUCCUUGUUUUAAUCUGGUGUUGAAGUUUCCUGGUUAUAUGUUGUGCAGGUAAACAUAAUAAAACCUUUAACCUCUAAAUUAUAUCAGGAACAGAAAGAACCAGAUCAGGAAUCCACCUUUUAGCUUUCAAGGAUCAGAUGAUCUGUCUUGGUUUUGUCCAGGUUCUUC